UCCAACAACAACAACAACAACAACAACAACAACAACAACAACAACAACAACAACAACAACAACAACAUGGGGUCCGAUAGCAGCUGGCUGGAUAUACCCAGGGAGUCACAUUUCUCCCUAGCCAAUAUACCAUUUGGAAUCAUCACAGCUUCAUCUUCAGCCAACAAGCAUGCAGCAAUCGCCAUCGGAGACCAUGUCCUAGAUCUUCAUGAGUUUGCAUGCCGUGGCGGUUUUGCGGAACUCCAAAGCUUUACCUCUGCUCAAAUCGCAACCUUCUCGGAGCCUACAUUGAAUGAUUUUGCUGCACUUGGUGGGGAAGUUCACUCCAAGGUGCGCAAGUAUUUGCGAGAUGUAUUUACGAAGGAAAGCCCAUUCCCCGGUGUUUUGAGAGACAACGUAGAAACUCAGCACGCGAGUCUCUUACGAAGGGAUCAAGUCACUCUACACUUACCUAUGAAGAUUGGAGGGUACACGGAUUUUUUCGCAGGCAAGAACCAUGCGUAUAACUGUGGUUGCAUAUUCAGGGACCCCGCAAAGGCUUUGCAGCCCAACUAUCUCCAUCUGCCAGUGGCUUAUAAUUCACGCGCUUCGUCUGUCGUAGUGUCGGGUACGGAUAUACGACGGCCUCUCGGACAGACUUUGGAUGCAGCAUCCACCUCCGAGUCUAUAUUUGGCCCCUGUCGCCGGCUUGACAUAGAACUCGAGCUAGGCGCGCUACUGUGCAAGGGCAACAAUCUCGGGGAACCCAUCAAUGUAAAUGAGGCUGAACAAUACAUUUUCGGGUUCGUUCUACUGAACGACUGGUCAGCUCGGGACAUACAAGCCUGGGAAGCGGUUCCCUUAGGCCCUUUCAAUGCCAAAACCUUUGCAACGACUAUCAGCCCUUGGGUUGUGCUGAAAGACGCCCUGGAGCCAUUUCAUACUAGGGGAAUAUUAAACGAGACUAGUCUGCAUCCAUAUCUCCAGGAGUCACGGAAGGACAAUGUCUAUAACAUCAAUCUGGAAGUCGAGUUGAAAUCAACCGACGGUGAUACCGCAAUUUUGUCCUGCACGAAUGGUCACAAUCUCGUGUAUUCCUUUGCGCAGAUGAUCGCUCACCACACAAUAGGAGGCUGUCCUCUAGAAGUCGGUGAUUUGAUGGGAUCAGGAACGAUCAGCGGGACUAAGCCCGGAACGCUGGGCUCACUGCUUGAGGCCUCCAGUGGGGGUAAACGGAGCUAUGAUUUAUCUCCUACCGUUAGUCGUACGUUCUUAGAAGAUGGAGAUCGUGUUACCAUUCGAGGGUGGUCUGGUGACGAUAAUUCGGAACUGGUUGGGUUUGGAGAGUGUUCAGGAAAAAUUCUUCCAGCACGCAAGCCGGCAUGGUUGAAUACCUGA
Molecule: messenger RNA, 1377 nt
Organism: Talaromyces rugulosus
Lineage: Eukaryota; Fungi; Ascomycota; Eurotiomycetes; Eurotiales; Trichocomaceae
Exons: 2
Biological process (GO): homogentisate catabolic process; L-phenylalanine catabolic process; L-tyrosine catabolic process
Molecular function (GO): fumarylacetoacetase activity
Source: RefSeq, a predicted model, not a curated record